Messenger RNA from Hyaloscypha bicolor E, 522 nucleotides. RefSeq lists its product as uncharacterized. Lineage: Eukaryota; Fungi; Ascomycota; Leotiomycetes; Helotiales; Hyaloscyphaceae. The record is from RefSeq and is a predicted model, not a curated record. The transcript has a single exon. Bases 1 to 522 code for a protein of 173 amino acids.
AUGUGCUACUACAUCCCAAUCCUGCACCUGCACUGCGGCUGCACCACCUUCGAGCUCCCGGUCCCGAACCCAUGCCGCGACGCUCUCAAAAACUCAAUGCCAUGCCUCUACAUCCCCGAACCCGUCUCUCGUCCAACGUCGCUUGACUCAGCUCCGGGCCUCUCCUAUACUCCCUCAACCGUCUCGCAACGAUCGGACUCGUCUUGGCAAACACGCGGCAGCGCAUCGAGCCUCAUCGCACCAAAUUACCAGCACCCAAUCGACGCGUUCAAGGAAGACGAUGUCGUGAAGGAGCUGACGCUUUGUCCGUUUCAUGAGGAAGAUUGGUUGGAGAGGGAUAUGCAGGAGAGUGGAAGGGAGAAGGUGGGCUUGGCGCAUCGGUUCUUGGUGGAGAAACGACGACUGAGACGAUUGAGGAAGCAGAUGGAGGAGAUGGGGCGCGGAAAGGGUGAGGAUAGAAAGAGGAAGCGGGAGGAGGAUUCACCAGAACGAAAGUACAAACCCCACUUGUGGCAAUUUUAA